Molecule: messenger RNA, 2017 nt
Organism: Mangifera indica (mango)
Lineage: Eukaryota; Viridiplantae; Streptophyta; Magnoliopsida; Sapindales; Anacardiaceae
Product: pentatricopeptide repeat-containing protein At3g53170
Exons: 4
Coding region: 23-1498 (491 amino acids)
Molecular function (GO): protein binding; mRNA binding
Source: RefSeq, a predicted model, not a curated record
UAUCCUUCACUUCCACUGACGUAUGAACUUGCAUUCUCCACUACACCGGAACUGUAGCAAAACCAUCUUUAUCCCCACUAACAUGCGCCAAUCUCUUUCUUUCACAGCAUCACCCAACACCGCCACCGGCUUACCCGCAAUCCACAAACAACAGCUUUUCACUAUCCAUUCAUCAAAACGGGGCUCCGGCCAUGUCCAACAAACGGGGUUACAGAAAGAGGCGAAGAAGGAAUUGUCUAAGAUUUUAACAACUGAUUUUGCUAUUAAAAACAUUGAGAACAAAGUCAAUUCCAAGAAGUACAAAAAUCUGUGGCCUAAAGCUGUUUUAGAAGCUCUUGAAGAAGCCAUAAGAGGUAAAAAGUGGGCACUUGCUCUGAAGAUUUUUGGACUUCUUCGGAAGCAGCAUUGGUAUCAACCUAGAUGCCAAACAUAUACAAAGGUGUUAAUGAUGCUUGGCAAGUGUAAACAACCCGAGGAAGCAAGUUUGUUGUUUGAGGUCAUGUUGUCUGAGGGGCUCAAACCAACUAUUGAUGUUUAUACUGCUCUUGUAAGUGCCUAUGGCCAAAGUGGCCUCAUUGACAAAGCGUUUUCUACUGUUGAUGAUAUGAAGUCAGUCUGUGAUUGCAAACCUGAUGUAUAUACCUAUUCUAUUCUUCUUAACUGUUGUUCUAGAUUUCAUCGAUUUGAUCUCAUUGAAAAAGUUCUUGCUGAGAUGUCUUACUUGGGAAUUGAAUGUAGCACAGUCACAUUCAAUACAAUCAUUGAUGGAUAUGGUAAAGCUAACAUGUUUGAAGAAAUGGAGAGUUCAUUGACUCAAAUGGUUGAAAGUGGCAGCUGUCUCCCGGAUGUUUUCACAUUCAAUUCUGUGAUCUCUGCUUAUGGGAAUAGUGGACAAAUUGAGAAAAUGGAGAGAUGGUAUGAUGAAUUUCAGCUUAUGGGAGUAAAGGCUGACAUUAAAACAUUUAAUAUCCUAAUUAAAUCAUAUGGAAGAGUGGGCAUGUAUGAGAAAAUGAGGUCUGUAAUGGAUUUCAUGGAGAAAAGGUUCUUCCGCCCUACAGUUGUUACUUAUAACAUCCUUAUUGAAAUAUUUGGGAAGGCUGGCAAUAUUGAGAAGAUGGAUGAAUAUUUCAGGAAAAUGAAGUAUCAAGGAAUGAAGCCUAACUCUAUAACCUAUUGCUCUCUUGUUAGUGCUUAUCAUAAAGCUGGGCAAAUAAUGAAAGUUGAUUCAAUUUUGAGGCAGGUAGCGAAUUCUGAUGUGAUUUUGGAUACCCCUUUUUUCAAUUGCAUCAUCAGUGCCUAUGGCCAGGCUGGUGAUGUAGAAAAGAUGGGUGAGAUUUUUUUGGCUAUGAAAGAGAGGCAUUGCACACCUGACAACAUCACCAUUGCCACUAUGAUCCAAGUGUACACUGCCCAAGGCAUGAUUGAGGCUGCUGAAGAGCUAGAAAAUAAGAUGAUUAGUAUGAAGGACAAUUCAGGUACAAAGUUGAUUGCUUGCUGAUUUGAUUCAUCACCGAAGAAGAGCAAAAUUCAUAAUUGGACAAAUGAAACAUCCAGGAUGGUCAGAACUAGGGAAGAUAGUAUGCUGGCUUCUGUUUUGCUUCCUUUUGACCUCUUUUAUUGAAGCUCCGAGAGGAUCCCGGUUUAUGUUUGAACUAAGCUCAUGAAUCAUUGACGAGCUCAACGCGAUAUUAUCUGUUAUACCAUGCCCGGAUAUGGAAUAAUGGAAGAACAGCGGUAUCAUGUUUUGGUGCAUUCCAAUUUUGGGAUUGGCCACGGUACACGUGUGAAACAUUUUUACCGGCAAUGUUGGAUACAUUUACCCAAACAAUUUGCUGAAAUAAAGGAAAUGAUUGGUAUAUAGAGGUUGGAAUGUGAUAUAUUAAAGAGUUUUGUGUACCGCGUUUAGAAUGUUUCAUAUUUUUUUUCAUUCAUAUACGGGAGUAUUUUGUACUAAAGGUUUAGGUACAGAUAUCAGCGAAUGGAGUUCUCUGGUGUGUAUAUAUUUGGUUGACUUGUA